GUUUUCCAGUAAACUCGAAUUCAGCGUAAUAAGCAUAGGGAGAAAAUGGAUUUAUUAGUUUUAUUUUGUUAUUUUUUAUGUAAUUCAUGUACCUAAUUCAAAACAUAGGAAAAAAAAACAUGCAUAGGGUUUUCUUUUUAAUGAAAAAUUAUUUUUAUGAGUAUAUUUGUCAUCAUAAUAAUAAUAAUAAGAAGAAGAAGAAAUAACUUCAACCGGAAGUAAGUCCAUUGGAUAUUUUUAGCCAUUUGUUGAUGUAUGACCUAAUCCUUAUGAACAUAAUUACAUAAUUAAAUCACAAGGUGAUAUUCGAAGUCAUUUUUGUUUCAUCUACCAUAUCAAAAUCAAUUAGUUAUAGGAGAAAAAUGAGUUGUAUUUAAUUUUCAAAAAGAAAAAAAUUCAAAGAAUUUUCCAAGUUGCAAAUUUUGAGAUUAGAGGGUGACGAUGAGGCUUUACCCAAUGUUAAGAUGCUGUUGACCGGGUCAAAAUGCGGAAAUAAAGGGGUCCGAGGGAGAGACAUAUUUAAAAGUUGGUUAUUUCCGUUUUUCCAAUUUAGGCCACAUGGCGUUCCAAGUCUGUAUUGACAGCGCCAGAAAGGAGCGCUAAUCUUCUUAGCAUCCUUGAUUCUCCUUUAAUUUUUGCUUUUUUUAAUUUAAUUUUUCCAGAUUAUAGAGUAGCCGUGGUUGAUAGAGAAGGCUGGAGUUGGCAGUGGCGGUGGAGCGGCAGCCCACGGCGUUAGGUGGUGCAAAUUAUAACAACAACGACAGCAGCACAGCAGCAACCACGACUCACAUGGCCCCACAAACCAACACUGAUGAAAGCCUUCCGCCGAUCAACUCUACUUCGGUGGCCGUUGAUAAGGACAACAAGAACAGCAUCGCUGCCGUCCGAUGGGCUAUUGAUCAUCUCCUCAUUAAUAAUCCGUUUCUCAUCCUAGUCCACGUCAGGAACAAAUACAAUCAGGGCUCAAGCGAUGCUGAUCCCGAUGGGCAAAACGUUUUUGCUCCAUUUCGCACAUUUUGUGCUCGUAAAGGGGUCCAAAUGAAAGAGGUACUCAUCGAAGAUUCUGAGGUUCCUAAAGCAAUAUUGGAGUAUACCAAUAGGAAUUACAUCAAUAAUAUUGUUGUUGGUGCAUCGACAAGGAAUGCUAUUACUAGGAAAUUCAAAGGUUAUGAUGUGGCUAGUAGCCUAGUAAAAUAUGCACCAGACUUUUGUUCUGUGUAUGUAGUUUCAAAAGGGAAGCUAAUGCAAGCCCGAACUGCUCAACGGCCUGUGCUCAAUACUGUUGCUCCGCCUAAACAACUAACACCACAGGGGCCGGAAGAAAAUGUACCCAGACCACAGCUUACAAGGGGAGCAUGGAGAAAUGGAGGAUCAGAGAAACUUAACCCAGUGAAGGAUAGGACUCGGAGUGCUCCACCGAACCUGUCAUUGGAUCAUCUUGAUAUUCCAAGCCAAAGCGCUAGGUCUUCAUUCAGCCGUGAUUCCAUCUCAGAUAUUGAUAGUGAAAUAUCAGGGUCAUUCAGUGCAUAUGGGUCAUUGGAUUUCACAAGCCAUAACUUAGAUUUCAGCUCUACUCCAACUUCUCCUGUGGAAACCAGACAAUCCGCGCGAGACCUUGAAGCCGAGAUGAGAAGAUUGAAGCUCGAAUUAAAACAAACUAUGGACAUGUACAGUUCAGCUUGCAAAGAAGCAAUCUCAGCUAAAAAUAAGGCUAAAGAGCUGACCCAGUGGAAAAUGGAGGAGGCUCGAAAAUUUGAGGAAGCCAGGCUCUCUGAAGAGGCGGCUCUAGCCAUUGCAGAGAUGGAGAAGGCCAAGUGCAAAGCUGCUAUGGAAGCGGCCACAAUGGCACAGAAGCUGGCUGAGAAGGAAGCUCAGAGAAGAAAACAAGCAGAGAAGGCAGCAAAGCGAGAGGCAGAAGAGAAGAAUCGGGCACUGACUGUUUUGGCGCAUAACGACGUCCGCUAUAGAAAAUACACCAUAGAAGAAAUUGAAGAAGCCACUGACAAGUUCUCAGACUCACUGAAAAUAGGUGAAGGAGGUUAUGGGCCUGUGUAUAAAGGCAAACUCGACCACACCCCUGUUGCCAUCAAGGUCUUAAGGCCUGAUGCUGCUCAAGGAAGGAAGCAAUUCCAACAGGAGGUUGAGGUCCUGAGCUGCAUUAGGCAUCCACACAUGGUCCUCCUUCUUGGUGCCUGCCCUGAAUAUGGAUGCUUAGUAUACGAGUACAUGAACAAUGGGAGCUUGGAAGAUCGACUGUUUCGAAGAGGAAAUUCCCGUCCGAUUCCAUGGAGGAGACGAUUCAAAAUAGCUUGUGAAAUUGCAACAGCGCUUCUAUUCCUUCACCAAACCAAGCCUGAACCACUUGUGCACCGGGACCUCAAGCCGGCAAACAUACUCAUAGAUCGUAACUACGUGAGCAAGAUAAGUGAUGUUGGUCUAGCGCGGCUAGUCCCUCAAUCUGUAGCCGACCAAGUCACGCAAUACCACAUGACUUCUGCUGCAGGGACAUUUUGUUACAUAGACCCAGAGUACCAACAGACAGGCAUGCUAACAACAAAGUCAGACAUUUACUCCUUAGGGAUAAUGCUACUCCAAAUUAUUACAGCAAGGCCACCAAUGGCUCUUUCUCACCAUGUUCAAAGGGCCAUUGAAAAGGGUAAGUUUGAAGAGAUGCUUGACCCUGCUGUGCAGGACUGGCCCGUCGAAGAAGCUCUAGCAUUCGCUAAUUUGGCAUUGAAGUGCACGGAAUUAAGGAAGAAGGACAGGCCGGAUCUUGGCACGGUUAUAUUGCCAGAGCUUAAACGGUUAAAAGAUUUUGGAAAGAAUUCUGGACCAGACGAUAUGAGCUCCUUACGCAGCAGUAGUGGUCACUCACAAAACAGCAUGCAACGACCACCUAUAGCAAGAGUAUCAUAUAGAAGUCAGGAUCGAAUUGAAGAAUGAUUUUGACUCGAGAAGAUGAUGGCAACUGACUCGAUUAGAAACAGAAAGUGAAACAAAAGCAAGAGUUGCAAAGACACUGCAUUUUUUGAGUUGAAUGGUAAGACUGAAUUUGUAACAAGGUG
This is a messenger RNA of Ziziphus jujuba (common jujube), 3065 nucleotides long. RefSeq names its product U-box domain-containing protein 51. The transcript is spliced from 9 exons. Gene Ontology annotation, biological process: protein phosphorylation. The record is from RefSeq and is a predicted model, not a curated record. NCBI's taxonomy places the organism in Eukaryota, Viridiplantae, Streptophyta, Magnoliopsida, Rosales, Rhamnaceae. Bases 790 to 2943 code for a protein of 717 amino acids. Gene Ontology annotation, molecular function: protein kinase activity; ATP binding.